This is a messenger RNA of Aspergillus campestris IBT 28561, 2434 nucleotides long. Its product is annotated as ChAPs family protein. NCBI's taxonomy places the organism in Eukaryota, Fungi, Ascomycota, Eurotiomycetes, Eurotiales, Aspergillaceae. The coding region runs from base 142 to 2181 and encodes 679 amino acids. Gene Ontology annotation, molecular function: protein binding. Gene Ontology annotation, cellular component: exomer complex. The transcript is spliced from 7 exons. Gene Ontology annotation, biological process: Golgi to plasma membrane transport. The record is from RefSeq and is a predicted model, not a curated record.
CUUUUGUCCCUGACAGUUACUCCUAGUGGCUUCUUUGAGCAUCCUCGUUCUUUCGUACCAAAAAGUACAUUCAAUUUAAUUUUUGAUUCUUUCGAUUUUCCUCCUAUCUCUGUCGCAUCUCUUCCUCCUUUCGCAUGCGCCAUGGUUGCGCCAGCUGUCCCCGAAUUAUACGAGGAGGAGGAUAUCUUUGCGGCGGUCGAGGCGCGCACAGAAUCGUUACAGAAUCUCCGAGAAUUAGGUCCCCCGGAUUUGGUGUAUCUGGUCAAACAGCCCAAGUCGAACACGGGCCGUCAGCAGACGGGGGUUUAUCACCAUGUUACCGGAAUCGAUGCUUCGUCCUCCGCCAGCCUGGCUGCCUACGUAAAUACGUUGACGUUUUCUCCCCUGGACAAAACCCACAAAGUGGUCUCGGGGAUCUAUUGUUGUUAUAACGCCUUUUCCCACCUGGACAUGCGUGUCGAAGUUAAGAUCCCGGGAAGCCUGGAAAGCUAUUGCAUCGACGAGCGCGGGGAGCAGCGUGUUGCCACCGAGGCCCUAUGGCUGGAAACAUUCUUGUGCGGUAUCUUGAGGGCCUACUCCUACGCGGAUAAUGGUAGCGGGGAUUCCAUCCGGAAGAUUGUUGGCGUUCGCCGGUUCAACCCCGUCACGAACACGGAGAUGGAGCACAAGUUCCUGGACGCCGCAGAGAGGCUGUUCUUCUUGGGACGGCAACUUAGCUCCGACCCCGAAACCCAAGUACCGAAUACCGUCAGCAAUCACCUCACAUCGGGCCUUCUGAAAUACAUCCAGACCACCGGGCGCUACACUUCGGGAAUCAACCUGUUUGAGAAGCUUCGCACAAGAGACGUGGAAGUCUCGUCGCUACUCGCCCAGGUCAUGCUCAUGGCGGACGAGGAGGUUCAAGCGGUGCGGUUGAUGUAUGACUCCUUACAGGACGUCCCGAUGGACUAUUCCUUGCUCGACUGCCAGGCCUUGUUCUGCAAGAACAAGGGCGAGGGAGAGAUGGCUCUGGAAUGCGCGAAACGCGCCGUCACUGCUGCGCCCAGCGAAUUCAGCACCUGGGCCCGACUGGCGGAGGUGUACGUGGGGUUGGAACAGUGGGACCUGGCGCUCCUCACGCUGAACUCCUGUCCGAUGUUCACGUACCAGGAUAAAGACACGCCCCGCAUGCCCCAGCCGUCUCGCAUUAUGCUCCCGAUCUUAGCGGAGAGCAUGUUGGAUGAGAUCGACGAGGGCCAGCCGCGGCAGGGCGACCCCCACGACUACGUGCACCCGUCCCUGCGGAGACUCCAUGCUGCGACGUACCAGGGGACAUUCCUCAAGGCUUACAACCUCCUGACGAAGAUCACGGCCGCGAUCGGGUGGGACCAGCUCCUCAAGAUCCGCAGCGAAGUCUUCGUCAUGGAAGAGGAGUACCGGGUCGAGCGUCAGCAUUCCACGUCGAAGGUGUCGCCGUCCAUCGGUUCUGGCGCGAACGAAGAGAGCGAAGACGCGAGAGACGCCGAGAAGGGCGCUGGUGACGAAGACGCGCAGACGCAGUCCGAGACCGCCACGAACGGCGACAAAGCAUCGGAGGUCACCGUCGAGCGACCGGAGCAAACCGUGGCGUCGGCGGUGGUCAAAUCCGGCCGCGACGAUCCCGACCCUUCGCACGCAUCCUACACCCAGUUCCAGAACAAGCGUCUCUGCGAGCGCUGGCUGGACAACCUGUUCAUGGUCCUCUACGAGGACCUCCGCAUCUAUACCAUCUGGCGAACGGAGAUGGCCCAAUUCCGACAGCAGGCGAUCGAGUACAAGAAGUCCGCGACGGAAUGGGAGAUCCUCGGCGAACUCGCCGAGCGACUGCACCACUUCGACGAAGGCAUCGAAGCCUACCAGCACUGUCUGGAGAUCCGGUUCUCGCCCAAGGCCAUGCGGGGAGUGCUGAAGCUGUACGAAAAGCGCAACGACACCCGGUCCAUGCUGGGCGCAUUGAUCCGGUUGAUUGCCUGGCAAUACCGGUGGUAUUCUGAGUUCUCCCCCGAACUACUCUACCUCAUCCGCAAGCUCAUCGAAGACGAAGGCGCCGUCAAGGUGCGCAGUAUAGUCCAGGCCACUAACCUGUCUCAGCCGGUCCUGGAUCUCACACACCAGUACUGCCAACUAUGCGCGACUUUCCGCAGCAGCGGCAGUGAUGGCUGAUUUUCUUUUUCUUCUUCUCCUUAUUUCAUUUAAUCUCAUUUCUUACCCUAUUUCUAUACUCUUUAUUUUCUCUACAAUAGUCCCGGACGGGACAGUCUCUCCUAUAGAUUACUUAGGCAGGGGAGGGAUGGAAAAAAGGGAUUGGGAGAGAGUCAAUGUUUCCAGCGUGGCUGCAGCGAAUACACGAAAAUGGGGAUGUUUUUUUGAUUUGUGUAGUCGGUACACUUGUUAUAGGUAGGUAGUUAUAGGCAGG